Molecule: messenger RNA, 762 nt
Organism: Polyodon spathula (Mississippi paddlefish)
Lineage: Eukaryota; Metazoa; Chordata; Actinopteri; Acipenseriformes; Polyodontidae
Product: limbic system associated membrane protein
Exons: 5
Coding region: 175-762 (195 amino acids)
Cellular component (GO): neuron projection
Source: RefSeq, a predicted model, not a curated record
UCCUUUGCUGUGCUGCAGUACUGGGAGACAGUCGGAGCUGGUCGAGCGCUGAACAGCCAGUCUGUCGAAUAAAAGAAGCUAGCCGUUCCAGUUUGGGGAAACAACUGCAAGAGACCUCACAAACUGGAUUGUGUGUUUUGGUGAGGAAAAGAAGAGAGAAAAUAAGAAGACGACAUGCAUUGCUACUGGAUACACAGCAUCUGGGUCGUGGGAUUUCUUUUCCUGUUUGGAUUUCAAGGACUGCCUGUCAGAAGCGUGGAUUUCCAACGAGCCACCGACAACAUCACUAUUCGCCAGGGUGAUACAGCGAUACUCAGGUGCUAUGUUGAUGACAAAGUAUCAAAAGUUGCCUGGCUGAACCGCUCCAACAUAAUCUUUGCUGGAGAGGACAAGUGGUCCCUGGACCCCCGAGUGGACCUGGUGACGAAGGGACAGCUGGAGUACAGCCUCCGGAUCCAGAAAGUGGAUGUGUACGAUGAGGGAGCGUAUACCUGCUCCAUUCAGACAAAGCAGCAACCCAAGACGUCUCAAGUGCACCUCAUUGUUCAAGUUCCUCCAAUGAUCUUCAACAUUUCUUCAGACAUUACUGUUAAUGAGGGCAGCAACGUGACCCUGAGGUGUUUAGCCAAUGGGAGACCAGAGCCUUCGAUUAAUUGGAGACAUCUCAGUCCUUUAGACAGAGAGCAGCAGACAGAUCAUGAGAUUAAUCUGUUAGUCCUGCCCAAGCUUAAUAGGGACCAAGCAGAGUCAAGCGAUAAGUAA